This is a messenger RNA of Archocentrus centrarchus (flier cichlid), 2439 nucleotides long. RefSeq names its product akt interacting protein (gene aktip). The transcript has 10 exons. The record is from RefSeq and is a predicted model, not a curated record. NCBI's taxonomy places the organism in Eukaryota, Metazoa, Chordata, Actinopteri, Cichliformes, Cichlidae. Bases 252 to 1142 code for a protein of 296 amino acids.
UUGAUCUCCCGUUUCUGUGUUUGUCAAAUUGUUUAGCUAGCUUGCGUUAGCCAGCUAGUGAUAUCCAAAGGAAUGGUGAGCAGCUGAGCGCUUUCUUUCGAAAAUUAAGCCGAGAAACGCCUUGACAUUUUCUUUAACAUUUAAAGGGACUUUAAGACAUCUCAAGCAAAUACGCAGCGGAUGGCCCGGUGGGAACCUGUCGUGGGACCUUCAUAAAAAGAGGGACAUCGGUCUGAACCUCUGAAUGAGUUAUGAACUUGAACCCCUUCUGGAGCAUGUCUACUAAUACAAGUCGUAAGCAGAGAUCUGACAACGAGGAACAGACCGGGCAUGGGGAGCAGAGAGCCAGCCCAGCCCGGCUGUCCUUCGGCAAAAAGCAGCUGCCCCCCAUUCCUAAGAAUGCGACCCCCAUUACCAAGCCUUCGUCAAUGGGGACUCCAGUCCAGUCAUCCAAUGGCACGCACGCCUCUUAUGGUCCUUUUUACCUGGAGUACUCUCUGCUGGCUGAGUUCACACUAGUGAUUAAGCAGAAGCUCCCUGGAAUUUAUGUCCAGCCAUCCUACAAGUCAGCACUAAUGUGGUUUGGAGUCAUAUUCAUCAGACAUGGCUUGUACCAGGAUGGUGUCUUCAAAUUCACUGUAUAUAUUCCAGAUAACUAUCCAGAUGGAGAGUGUCCAAAAUUAGUAUUUGACAUACCAGUCUUCCAUCCCCUUGUUGACCCUGUGUCUGGAGAACUUGAUGUCAGGAGAGCUUUUACCAAAUGGAGACGGAAUCACAACCACAUCUGGCAAGUCCUGAUGUACGCACGUACGGUUUUUUACAAGAUAAACACCACAGACCCACUCAACCCAGAGGCUGCUGUGCUAUAUGAGAAGGAUGUGCAGUUGUUCAAAAGCAAAGUGGUGGAUAGUGUGAAACUAUGCAACAGUCAUCUUUUUGACCAACCUAAGAUUGAUGAUCCCUACGCAAUAAGUUUUUCCCCAUGGAACCCAGCUGUACACGAAGAAGCAAAAGAGAGGAUGUUCACAUACAAAAGACGACCUGAGGAUCACCACAAGGGAACUCAGGCUUCAGGGUUGUCUUGGGUAAAGCCUGGCUCGACACAGCCCUUCAGCAAAGAGGACAAUCCUCCCCAGAGCUGAACCUGCACUGUCAACACAGUGGCCACUAGAGGGAGGCAGAAGGAUCAGAUGCCAUGCUGCCAGCUUGCAUCAGCCUCCGGUGUGAAUGUGGAUCUUUGAUAGUUGGGACAACUUUAUAUUAGCUCGUUACAUUUAUUGCUCGGCUUUAAAAGCUUUUGUAGGCAUCUCCUCCUCAAAGAGCUUUAGAAUAAGGAGACCAAGUUUGUAUCAUAUGUAAAUCAAUAAUGACAAAUGGAUGUGUCAACAUCAUUUAGGCUAUGAUGCAAUCAACAUGCGUUCUCAUUUUGGUUUUUUUUUUUUUUUUAUCCAUUCUCACAUUCAGUUAGGUUAUCACAUACAAUUCCAGAAGGCUGUGCAAGAUAUGAUCAAAAUUAUUUUCAUUCUUAUGGUAAGUACAGUGGAUUGUAUGAUCAAUAACACUUGUUGAAAUUGGCUCAGGACUGUAUUUGUCAGACUCGGAAUGUUUGGCCACAGCUGUGUCAGUGAAACACCCCAGUCAUAUCCUCCAAUACCCCGUCAGGCUGACAUUUGCUUUGUAUUUGUGUCUUAUUGGACAAUGAUUUAUUCUUUUCACUGCGUAAACUAUUGUCUUACAUGGCUCCUAAUAUUUAUGUAAAGCUGGGAGAGCAGAUAUGGUUUUAAAUAAGAUUCUAAGUAAGCAAGCUUAUGUAUUUUGUCAGAUUUUUUAAAUCAUUUUGAAUGUUUUAUAUAUAUAUAUAUCUAUCUAUCACUGGUUAUUACAGGUGUGACAUGUAAAUACUGGAUUCUAUGCUAAGGUUUGAUUUUUAAGAGACACAUUCAUUGAUGCAUUGGGAAUCUUUUGGUUUUCUUUGUAGAUAAUUGUAAAUUAUUCCCAAGUCAAGAAGUUAUUCUAGCAUUACAGAAGGCUGAAAGAAAAACACAUUUAUUUUGAUAAGGUUUAGUUAUUUAGAUUUACAUUCUGAGCAGCACAAUAUGACUGUAAUAUACUGGGGUACUUCAUAUAUUCUCUAGAUUCAGCCCAGUGUCAGUUUAAACUUGAAUUCUUCAUAUGAAGAGGGAUCUGGCUUGAUGGCCAUAUUUGCAAGUGGUGUUGGGAAAACUAGAUUUAAAAAUCUGUGGAAAUUCCACACAAGAAAUCAGCACAUUAGAACAGCAGAUGUGGUGAAACCUGUUUGAUCUGCUGUGAAGGGCAAAAGCGUAACAAAAUCUGCGUGCUUCACAUGAUGCCAUUCGGGCUGUUCACUGUUCAACUUCAGGUCUUGUUCUGUAUUGAACCAUUUCUUCUCGACUGCUUAGUUGAUAUGAAAUUAAAAUG